CCGAACGAAAGCUACGACAACUUCUCCAAGGCAAGAUAUUGGACCCUUGCGACUAAUUUUCAGAUACGGCUGCACCCCUCUUUUUUUCGCAAGUCGAACUGGUUACCUUUUUUUUUCUCGCCUGCUUAAUUUUAUUGUUCUUCUAAAAAAACAAUUCAAUUUUGCGCGACAAUUACACAUUUAACCUUAGACACGACAAGCACUCACUAUCAACAACCACCAAAGCAAAAUCGUACUCGCGAAGCCAUCAACCCGCUCACAAUGGCAGAUACUUCCGCACCUUCUCAGCUUCCCCCGCCGCCGCAGCCUAACGCUGGCGCGCCUGGUUUCGAUAACCAGAAUGGCAACGCUAAUCCCGCGCACAUGCCGCCGCCUCCUCUCCACAUCCCGCCGAACACCAACCCCAUUCCUACCGCCAUCACCUCUCCAAUGUCGGCCGUUGACAAGAACAAUGUCAUGUCUCCUACCAGUGGUGGCCCCUUUACGCGCCGUGCUGCACCCGAACCGAACAAGCGUGCUCUCUACGUUGGCGGUCUUGAUCCUCGUGUCACUGAAGAUGUGCUGCGCCAGAUUUUCGAAACCACUGGUCAUGUCCAGAACGUGAAGAUAAUCCCCGACAAAAAUCAAAAGGGUUACAAUUACGGGUUCGUCGAAUAUGAUGACCCCGGUGCAGCUGAGCGUGCUAUGCAAACAUUGAAUGGACGACGUGUGCACCAAGCUGAAAUUCGAGUUAACUGGGCCUAUCAAUCUAACACCUCCAACAAGGAAGACACGUCCGGUCACUUCCAUAUAUUCGUUGGCGAUCUAUCCAACGAAGUGAAUGACGAGGUCCUUUUGCAGGCCUUCUCCGCCUUUGGAACCAUCUCGGAAGCUCGUGUCAUGUGGGAUAUGAAAACAGGCCGAUCUCGUGGGUAUGGUUUCGUGGCGUUCCGAGACCGAGCCGAUGCCGAAAAGGCGUUGAGCUCGAUGGACGGGGAGUGGCUAGGGUCUCGUGCAAUUCGAUGCAAUUGGGCCAACCAAAAGGGGCAGCCUUCGAUGGCGCAACAGCAGGCGAUGCAAGCUAUGGGCAUGACGCCUACUACACCCUAUGGUCACCACCAUUUCCCGACCCAUGGGAUCCAGAGCUACGACAUGAUCGUCAACCAAACUCCCGCCUGGCAGACGACUUGCUAUGUUGGCAACCUGACUCCGUACACAAACCAGAACGACGUGGUUCCUCUUUUCCAGAAUUUCGGUUACGUCACUGAGUCACGCUUCCAAGCCGACAGAGGUUUUGCGUUCAUCAAGAUGGACACCCAUGAGAAUGCUGCUAUGGCUAUUUGCCAGUUGAACGGGUACAAUGUUAACGGCAGACCUCUCAAAUGCAGCUGGGGCAAGGACAAGACCCCUACUCCUCAGGGUGGUGGUGCUUUCGAUCCGUCGCAGCAGGCAUUCAGCCCUCAGAGCGCCCAGGCAACUGCGUACCCAGGUACGCCCUCCACUUUCUUCCCACAGUAUGGGGGUCAGUAUGGUGGUCAGCAACAGGCUUACGGCGGUCCUCCGGCACAGUCUCCUGCGGGCUAUGGUGCUCAACCCAUGGGCUACGGCGGACCACCGAGCGCCGGUGGCUACGGUCGUGGCCAGCAGCCACCUAACCAGCCGUGGACACAGCCGCCCCCAACCCAGAGCUUCAACAGUGGAUACCCUGGAUACCAGGGUUAAUGUAUGUAGGGAAUGUCGAUUUUCUUCAGCGGGGCAUCUGAUUGAAAUGGAGGCUCUUCGGAUGUGCACACUGGCAGUAUUUGUCUCCGUUUUGGUUGCUCGUUCGGUAGUCGCACGCACAUAUGAGGGUGGACCUCCCAAUGUGUUCUGAUGGAACUGUACCAUCUGGAAUUUUUCUCUUUAGAUCGAUGCAUUCCAGUUUU
Messenger RNA from Hypoxylon fragiforme, 1904 nucleotides. RefSeq lists its product as uncharacterized. Bases 262 to 1701 code for a protein of 479 amino acids. Gene Ontology annotation, molecular function: RNA binding. The transcript is spliced from 5 exons. The record is from RefSeq and is a predicted model, not a curated record. Lineage: Eukaryota; Fungi; Ascomycota; Sordariomycetes; Xylariales; Hypoxylaceae.